Prunus armeniaca (apricot) is the source of this 213-nucleotide messenger RNA. NCBI's taxonomy places the organism in Eukaryota, Viridiplantae, Streptophyta, Magnoliopsida, Rosales, Rosaceae. The record is from the annotation of a GenBank genome assembly.
AUGUUGCUGAAGGAUUUUGCUAGCAGAUAUGCCACAGGAGAUGAAGUGUAUAUGGCCGAUGUGUUCUUAGCUCCACAGAUUUUUGUAUCUACUACAAGGUUUAACAUUAACAUGUCCAAAUUCCCCACUUUAAGUAGGCUGCAUGAAUCCUACAAGAUUUUACCGGAGUUGGAAGCUUCGUCACCAGAAAGGCAACCUGAUGCUGUGCGUUAA